UUUUUUGUGCAAAUAAAACAAUUAUAAUUAAACUGUUUAAACACGGUUUCGUUUAAUUUGUUAAAAUACUCAAAAUACUCAUUAAAAAUUUAUAAUAAUAAAAUAAUGUCAGAUCUCAGGGAAUGCCUACUAUUGGGUUUAGGGAACCCAUUGCUGGACAUCACAUGCAAUGUCGGCGAAGACUUUCUGAACAAAUGGAAACUCAAAGCUAACGACGCGAUUCUGGCGGACGAGUCGCACAAAAACCUCAACAAAGAGAUGGUCGACACCUACCGGUGCGAGUAUAUCGCUGGUGGCAGCUGUCAAAACACCUUACGGACUGUUCAAUGGAUGCUACAUAAGCCCAACAUCUGUACAUUCAUGGGCGGCAUAGGGGACGACCAUUUCGGGCGCCUUAUGUCCGAGAACUCUAAGGCUCAGGGACUCAACGCUGUCUACCGAAUCGAUAAGACUGUGCCCACCGGCACCUGUGCCUGCCUUAUAUCCCAGGGCAACACCUGUCGAUCACUGGUAGCCUAUUUGGGCGCCUCCCAAACCUUUGAUAUUCAGCACCUGUUGGCUAACUAUUCCUAUGUAGAAAAGGCCAAAAUAUUCUACACGACUGGCUAUCACUUGGCUGUCAGUGCCGACUCGAUCAUGAAUUUGGCUCAACACGCGCAUAGUAACCCGGGUAAACUGUUUACCAUGAACCUGUCGGCCCCCUACAUUAGCCAAGCCUUUUCCAAACAGCUUCUGGAGGCCUACCUUUACGUGGAUAUACUGUUUGGUAAUGAGACGGAAGCCGACGCUUUCGCGGAGUUAAACGGAUGGCCGACUAAAGACCGGAAAGUGAUCGCCAAAUUGGCCGCUGAUAUGGAGUGCCGGCGAAAAUCGGGCCGAACUGUAGUCAUAACUCAGGGAAAGGACUCCGUUUUGGUGGCAAAGACUGACUGUCCGGAUGUCAAGGAGUUUGUGGUGAAAGCAGUGGACGAAAGCCUAAUAGUGGACACCAUCGGAGCGGGCGAUGCAUUUGUGGGCGGAUUCUUCGCACAGUUAGUCCGGAACCGGGAGUUAGAGGUUUGCGUCGAGAGUGGGAUAUACGCCGCACAACAAGUCAUUCAACAAAUCGGCGCUCAUUUCCCGAAAGACAUGACUUUUGAUAAAUAAUUACAAAUAUA
This is a messenger RNA of Oppiella nova, 1157 nucleotides long. The record is from the annotation of a GenBank genome assembly. Lineage: Eukaryota; Metazoa; Arthropoda; Arachnida; Sarcoptiformes; Oppiidae.